Messenger RNA from Salvia splendens (bonfire salvia), 999 nucleotides. RefSeq names its product putative H/ACA ribonucleoprotein complex subunit 1-like protein 1. The record is from RefSeq and is a predicted model, not a curated record. The transcript has 4 exons. Gene Ontology annotation, molecular function: box H/ACA snoRNA binding. Gene Ontology annotation, biological process: ribosome biogenesis; snoRNA guided rRNA pseudouridine synthesis. Gene Ontology annotation, cellular component: box H/ACA snoRNP complex. The coding region runs from base 136 to 726 and encodes 196 amino acids. NCBI's taxonomy places the organism in Eukaryota, Viridiplantae, Streptophyta, Magnoliopsida, Lamiales, Lamiaceae.
GCCUUCGUGUUAGGUCCAGUUGGGAAGCUGCCAGUUUACAUAAACCCUAAUUCAAAAACCCUAAGCCAAGCCUCAUAUUCACAACAGAAGCUUCAUAUUCACAACUGAAGCUCAAAAACUUACGACAGCAACAAAAUGAGGCCUCCCAGGGGACGCGGUGGUGGAGGCUUUAGGGGUGGCCGAGACGGCGGCGGACGUGGCUUUCGAGGAGGAGGUGGAGGCCGUUUCGGAGGGGGCGGCGGCCGUUUUGGUCCUCGCGACGAAGGCCCUCCUUCUGAAGUCAUUGAGGUUUCGACAUUUGUUAAUGCUUGUGAGGGCGAUGCGGUGACGAAGCUUUCUCAGGAGAAAAUACCCUACUUCAAUGCCCCAAUCUACCUUGAGAACAAGACGCAGAUUGGCAAAGUCGAUGAAAUCUUCGGUCCCAUCAAUGAGUCUUUCUUUUCGAUUAAGAUGAUGGAGGGCAUUGUUGCGACGUCAUAUUCUUCCGGAGAUAAAUUCUACAUUGAUCCAGCUAAGCUUUUGCCACUCGCCAGAUUUCUCCCCCAGCCUAAGGGACAAGGGCAAUCUGCUAGAGGUGGACGUGGUGGAGGAAGAGGUGGUGGAAGAGGAGGAAGAGGUGGUGGAGGAGGAUUCCGUGGAAGGGGUGCUCCUCGAGGUGGUAGAGGUGGUGGAUUUAGGGGUGGUAGUCGCGGCGGCGGUAGUUUCAGGGGCAGAGGAAGAUAUUAGAUGUCAUGGCUCUUCAUGCUUCCCCUAUCAGUUAACAAGCAUGUCAUGGCUUAUUGUUUGGUUAUGGGGUGUAAUCUUUGUGGAAAGGAAUAGGGUGGUUUCAUUAAUAUCCUGGUUUUGUACUCUAAGCGAAUCUCUGCUUUAUAUUAUAACUUGUGCUUUGAUUCCCUCUUCCAAUUCUGUUUUCUCAUAUUACAAGUGCACUUCUAUGCAAAAGCUUUGGCUUAUGAGAAGCUUGAUAUCCUAAGUUAAUCUGAAUGUAUUUGAUCCUUA